GCGCUUAUGAAUGAAUAUCGAGUCCCAGAACUCAAUGUACAAAACGGUGUCCUCAAGUCAUUGGCCUUUCUCUUCGAAUACAUCGGCGAAAUGGGAAAGGAUUACAUCUAUGCCAUCACUCCUCUUCUAGAGGACGCCCUAAUGGACAGGGAUUUGGUCCACAGACAGACCGCGUGCGCCGCCAUUCAGCACAUGGCUCUCGGCGUCUAUGGUUUUGGUUGUGAAGACGCGUUGACACACAUUAUGAACUACGUCUGGCCCAACAUUUUCGAGACCUCCCCUCACUUGGUCCAGGCCUUCAUGGGAGCCAUCGAGGGCUUGAAGGUGUCGUUGGGACCCAUCAAGAUGUUGCAGUACACCAUCCAGGGUCUCUUCCAUCCGGCGCGCAAAGUGAGAGAUGUCUAUUGGAAAGUCUAUAACACUCUCUACAUCGGAGGUCAGGACACACUAGUGGCCGGUUAUCCCAGAGCUUCGAAUGACUCGAAGAAUAAUUAUAUUCGUUAUGAAUUGGAUUACGCGCUCUAAUUAUGUCCGUUUCGUUUGGAGUCCUGUUUUGAGUUAAAGUUUUAAAAUGAGAUGUCAUUAAAACAUUAAUUAUUAUUACAUUAAACACUUUUCUUUUUCACUUUUACCAC
This is a messenger RNA of Oppiella nova, 635 nucleotides long. The record is from the annotation of a GenBank genome assembly. NCBI's taxonomy places the organism in Eukaryota, Metazoa, Arthropoda, Arachnida, Sarcoptiformes, Oppiidae.